ACUUUUCGCUUCAAUGAUAUCCUGAAAAAGUUUAUAAACAAAGUGAAAAAAUUAUUUAUUAAUCAAUAAGCUUUUAAAACGCUGAAAGAAAAUAAGUUAAACAAGCUAAUAAGCUACAUAUCAUGGAGAAAAACGAAAUGUUUGUUUAAUUAAACAUGAGUUUCUGUAGUUUUCUGAAAGAUGACGACGAGGAUUUUCGAGAUGAUUUUAUAAUUGACGAUAGCUUUUCCAGCGAUUAUAAUGAAGAAUUCAGAACAAAUUCAAGUUCUUCGUCAAUAAAAUGGUCAAUUAAUGCAAGAAAGCAAAAUGAGGAAGAUUGGCUAGAGAUAGAAAAAAUUCUUUAUGGAGAGGAAAAAUUACCUGAAGAUGAAAAGACUAGAGAAGAAUUUGAGAGUUGGAGGAAAGCCUUCCCUCAUUUAAGAAUUGUUGGAAAGAAAAUCGAUUUGCCAGCAAAAAACAUCAGAAAUCCAUUUGACUAUGUUGAUGAAAUAAUUGCAAUAGAUCCGCCUGUACAUAAAUAUCACAGUGAGCCUUUUAGAAUGUUAGAUCAUGAAUUAAAUGAGAAACUAAGCAUUAGAAAAGCACGUCAACCAAGUGGAAUGAAUCAAUCUCGGACAGAAGAUUUAGAAAAACUUCUUCGCAUUACAUCGUCUGGUUUAACAAGGACACAACAGCAACAAUAUGAACGACCACAAUACAGUAAAAAAGUCGUUGACCGUACGUCUACAUUUUUUAUUAAACAAAACAGUUUGGGGAAAAAGUUAUCAAAGAUUCAAGAACACAAACAAUUUGAAAUGAGUCCAUCAGUUGUUCAAUACUCGAAACGUGAAUUGGAUAACAAAUUAUCUUAUUCCGCAUCAUCAUCUUCAAGAAUGGUUCCCAAAGUAAAUGUUAAAUUUCUAUGUAAGAAGCCAGACGUCAUUGAUGACGUAAAAUCAGUCAAAUCGGCGUCGAAGCUUCCGCUUUAUGCUGACGUUACAAACUAUCAACCAUAUAAACAACCAAAACACGAAAUGUCAUCAAAAUCGGCGUCAAUUCAUCAUCAUAAAAUGAAUCAAAAUACAAUUCAGCUACCACCAUUCAACUAUGACUUAGAUUUUCCAAUCAUACAAGGUCGUGGCUAUAACAAUCAAAAAUCCUCAAAAUUCACAAAGCACUAAAAAACUUUUUUCCUUUUUUGCGAUGUUGCUUUUUUAACUUUUUUCAUGAAAAAAACUCUACGUUUAAUAAAUUAUUCAUUACUAUGCUUGUUUGUAGACACCUUUUUCGUAUCGUCUGUGAUAAAAAUAAAUGUAAAUAAAAUCGAUAAUAAAUAGAACUCACUCUGUAAGGAAA
Molecule: messenger RNA, 1335 nt
Organism: Clunio marinus
Lineage: Eukaryota; Metazoa; Arthropoda; Insecta; Diptera; Chironomidae
Source: the annotation of a GenBank genome assembly